Molecule: messenger RNA, 2224 nt
Organism: Boleophthalmus pectinirostris (great blue-spotted mudskipper)
Lineage: Eukaryota; Metazoa; Chordata; Actinopteri; Gobiiformes; Gobiidae
Gene: paqr6
Product: progestin and adipoQ receptor family member VI
Cellular component (GO): membrane
Molecular function (GO): signaling receptor activity
Source: RefSeq, a predicted model, not a curated record
AACUGGUGUCGCUCCAGAGACGUUCACGCGCCUCCGCCUCCGCCCACGUGACCAGAGGAGCUGUUUAUGUUCCACACUGUGACGUCACUCUGUGGAUCUGUCUGUGGCUCGAGCUCCUCAGUCUCUGUUCAGAAGUUUAAUGCCGCAUUGUGGAACAUUUCAGACAAAAGUAUAAAUCUGUUUCCAUGGAGACGCGUGCGCGUGUGUGCGGACCGUGUGGACACAGGGACGCGCGUGCUCGUCCUGAAAAAAAAGCUCAAACACGCGCGCUCCCGAACCAGAACCUGACCACGUGCACGAGCCCAGAGACUUCUCUGUCCACGCGCCACAACCCGGACCCACGCGCACUCACGCGCACUCACGCGGGCUCAUCCGGGUCUCGGACCUCGGACCCCGGACCCCCCCCCUUUGUUUUCCUGAGCGCGCGGGGCGUGGGGGGGCGGGGCGCACAUGGCUCGUGUUGUUGUUUCUCCCUGUGUGCACGUGAGCCGUGAGCGCGCUCCUGAGCGCUCCGCGUGCACGAGAGACUGAAGAAAAACAGAAGAGAAGAAAGAAGAGAAACAGAAGAGAAACAGAAGAGAAACAGAAGAGAAACAGAAGAGAAGCUGAAGUUGAAGUUGAGUCGCGGACUGAAGCGGAGCGGUGAUGUCAGAGCCGCGCGUGUUCCCGGUGUGGCGGGGCAUCUGGGCCAGAGGCUCCGGCGGGGGGUGGAGCGAGGCGUGGGAGCGCCGUCUGCGGUGGGACCCUCGAGGCUCCGGGCGCGGCGGCGGCGGCGGCAUGGGCCCCGUGUGGCUCGUCCUCUGCCGAGGAGCCAUCCCCUCACACCUCAGGCUCCUGCCGCCGCUCUUCAACAUCCACCAGGUCCCCAAGGUGGUGCAGGAGGACAGCAUCAUGUCUGGGUACCGGGAUCCGUGCAGUUCGGCUCUGGACUGUGUCCUGAGCAGCUUCCAGAUCCACAACGAGACCAUCAACAUCUGGACCCACUUCCUGCCCACGUGGUACUUCGUGUGGCGUCUGGCGGCGCUCUGCUCGUGCCUGGACUUCGGCGCUGACCCGUACAGUUGGCCGCUGCUCGUCUACAUGCUGCUGAUCUGCGUGUACCCGUUCACCUCCAGCUGUGCCCACACCUUCAGCGCCAUGUCCACCCACACCUACCACAUCUGCUUCUUCUUCGACUACGGCGCGCUCAGCCUCUACAGCCUGGGUUGUGCCAUCAGCUACGGGCACUACGUGAUGCCCGAGUGUUGGGUGAACACCCGACUCCAGCGCUGGUUUGUGCCCGUGGCUCUGAUCAACUCCCUGUUCUGCACCAGCCUGUCCUGCUACUCCCGGUUUGUGGAGCUGCGUUCUCCUCAGAGGAGUAAAGUUCUGCGCACGGCCGCCUUCGUCGUCCCCUUCAUCUUCGACACGCUGCCUCUGGUCCACAGGUUGUGUCUGUGCUGCGGCGGCGGUUGUUCUCACUCUCAGGCUCUGUCCAGUCACUCGUAUCACCUGCUCUUCGCUCUUCUCACCUGUUUCCUGUUCACGUCGCACCUGCCGGAGCGACUGGCCCCCGGACGCUUCGACUACAUCGGUCACAGUCAUCAGUUGUUCCACGUCAGCGCGGUGGUGGGGACACACUUUCAGAUGGAGGGGGUGUUGGCGGACAUGUCCUCGCGGCGCACGUGGCUGCUGGACCACGGGGGGGCGCCGUCCUUCGCCGGGACCAUCGGCGCGCUGCUCUUGGGCCUGACCCUCAACCUCCUGAUCAUCGGGUUCUUCAGCGUCCCGUUGCUCUGGAAACGCUCCCGGGACGGAGUGAAGGACCCGAACGCCGCCGGGAAACGCCGCCGGGACCGCCUGCACCUGCCCACGCCUGCACCUGCCCACGCCUGCACCUGCCCACGCCUGCACCUGCCCAUGCCUGCACCUGCCCACGCCUGCACCUGUCUGAGGACCAGGCUACAUGAACGUUCUGGGUCCAAACCUCCGUCCAGUUUGUGUUUCGUGCUCAGACGCUUCUCUGUCCCACUGUCCAGGUUUAAGGUUUACAUUUUACUCUCACACAGGGCACAGGGCACAGGGCACAGGGCACAGGGCACAGGGCACAGGGCACAGGGGAGAGAAGAGGACACAUGGUAGAAGGCUGUGGGGAGGGCACAGGGUGGAGGGCAGCUGGUACAAGGUAGAGAGCGACAGUUGAGGGCAGUGGGCAGUGGGCACAGGAUGGAGGGUACAUGGAAGA